CUGGUGUGAGCGCAAAUUGUCUGCCAAUAACGGAUUGUGGCGGAGGACGAAGACGAAGAAUCCUGAGCGAGCUGAGCGGUGAGGAGGCAAAGGCUGAGGGAGAGAGAGGAGCAGUUGGCGCAAGUAAGUGGAGCAGGGGGCAGCGCGAGUGGUAAAGAGAAGCCAUGUCUGAUGAAGAUGAGUCUGUGGAAGGGGUGGGGGAGGAGGAGGAGGAGGAGGAGAUGAGCGAAGAUUGCCAAUACAUGGAUGAAGGGGACUUGCCACGGGACAUUGGCGACAGUGGUGUCUGGACGCUGUCGUCUUGCAAAGCAGGGUUUGGAAUCCAGCAACUGCGCGACCCAAGCACCACCAUCUACUGGCAGUCGGACGGGCCUCAACCGCACUUGGUGACCAUUGAGUUUCUGCAACGCACAGCGCUUGCUUCGUUUUCCAUCUACGUUGAUUCCACGCUGGAUGAAAGCUACACGCCCAAGACCUUGAGCGUUCGUGUUGGAUCGCACCAUCAUGACCUCCGAGAGGUGAAAGUCGUUAAUCUUCAAGCGGCCGUGCAGGGCUGGAGGAAUAUCACUCUCGCCACACCAACAAAGGGGUAUCGAAAGGUGUUUGUGCUGCAGGUUGCCAUCAUCGCCAAUCACCAGAAUGGACGCGAUACUCAUCUCAGGGCGCUUCGCGUACACCCGCCAGAACAAGACAAACCCAUCAACCAAGGCAGCAUCCUCAACACCAGCAACUUUAUGGACUUUUCCUCAACCAUCCGAUAAUCAGCAUCGAUUGCGACGUGUGUGGGUGUGUGUUGUGCGUUAUGUGUGUGUGCGUGUGUUGUUUGCGCUGCUGGUCAGUGCCAUGGCUGUUGGUUCCUCUCAUUUCAGGUGUCGUUGGUAUGUGGUGGCGGUGGACGUUGCAGUCGUCUCGUGAUUUCGCUUCAUGUCAUGCAGUUUCAUGUCCGAGCACCAUGAACAAGUAAACGCUUCCCGGAAACCAUGA
This is a messenger RNA of Salpingoeca rosetta, 984 nucleotides long. RefSeq lists its product as uncharacterized. NCBI's taxonomy places the organism in Eukaryota, Choanoflagellata, Craspedida, Salpingoecidae. The coding region runs from base 165 to 761 and encodes 198 amino acids. The transcript is spliced from 6 exons. The record is from RefSeq and is a predicted model, not a curated record. Gene Ontology annotation, cellular component: anaphase-promoting complex. Gene Ontology annotation, biological process: anaphase-promoting complex-dependent catabolic process; protein K11-linked ubiquitination.